AUGUUGACUACAAAAAAAUUCCAAGAUAGGGAGAACAAUCAUUCUGAUGGAUUUCAUAAAUCCAAUGUGGGAGAGGAGAGUCAUAAAGCAGGUUCUUCAGGGGCUAAGAACUGUUCUGAGAAUAGACAAUUAGUUGUGCUUAAUGAGGGGGAGGGUAGUGGAGUCAUAGGAGCUGUUGAGAAAUGUCCUGUAGAGGAAAAUAGAAUAGCUGUCCAUGCUAUUGAGGAUACUCAACCUCUUGAUUCCAAUCAUGUGGAGGUUAAUAUUCUACCAUCCUCUAUUGGCAGUAGGAUUGCCCAGAGAAGGAAAAAACCCUUGUCUAGGAAAUCUGCUAAAAAUAAAGGAGUGGUUAUAGAGGAUGAUAUGGCCAUGGCCAUUGACUCUGAGAAACCAAUGUCUAAUACCUUGGAGUCUGCUUGUUCUUUAAAAAAAAGAGCCGGUGGCCCACAAUUGAGUACUUAUAGUAAUUCCAAGCUCUCACAGCCCGGCAGUGAAAGGCACGCCUGUCUUCGGCAGCCAUUCCUGGCCCGCAAUAAGUCCCGCCACCGAGAACCCGGCCGCCUCCUCCGCGCUCAUAUUCCCACGGUAGCCGGGCCAGCUAACCCGACCCCUCGUGUCUGCCCCCGUCCCGAAAUUCCUAUACUCCCCAUAAUACAAACUGGUUAG
Molecule: messenger RNA, 666 nt
Organism: Striga asiatica
Lineage: Eukaryota; Viridiplantae; Streptophyta; Magnoliopsida; Lamiales; Orobanchaceae
Source: the annotation of a GenBank genome assembly